Letharia lupina is the source of this 822-nucleotide messenger RNA. RefSeq lists its product as uncharacterized. The transcript is spliced from 4 exons. The record is from RefSeq and is a predicted model, not a curated record. The coding region runs from base 1 to 822 and encodes 273 amino acids. Lineage: Eukaryota; Fungi; Ascomycota; Lecanoromycetes; Lecanorales; Parmeliaceae.
AUGAAUGCUUUAUGGGAUGUCACAGGCUUCAAUGGCUACUCGGAGGCUGCGAGAAGAAGGAUAUCUCAAUGGAUACCUACUUUCAUCAAGACACUCGCCCGUCGCCUCAAUUCCCGAAGCGAUGGCCAAAGCAAUCUCCUUGGCAUCCGCAUCCCACUUCUCUUACUGGAGCUCAUCAGCAUCAUCCUUUGGGCCGUUUUGUUCGCACUUUACCGCAAAUGGAUACCCAACACCCGGGGCUUGGGUACAUAUUUUUUAAAUGGGGAGUGGGAGCCACCCUCAGGCUUCGACAUCAGCAUCACUGUCAUGCUCGCAUUGGUCAUUGCCUGCUUCUUCUGGACCCUCGUUGUUUUUCUUCGGCCUCUAAUCACGGCCUCUCAGGUUCGUAAUGGGUACCAUAUCGUUCUGGAACUCCUCUGCUCGACCCUCCUCCUUUUAUGCGGUAUAGUAGCAUUCUGGUGGAACGACAUGAUCAGUUUGAGACAUUCUGUCACUUUCAAUGAACAGUGCAUCACAAUCGGGCCCCCGAUCCCUGGCGAAGAUCAAGAUGGACCCGUGCAGUGUGAACCCCAUAUGAAGGCGUUGCGAGGAUUGAAGUUUUUGGCCCUGGUCUUUGUGUACUUGAUGGCAUUGCUGCAUCUUGUGCUUUAUGUAUUCGCCUGUCGAGCGUGCUACAAGAGAAAGCGGGAGAAGAAUCAUGUGUACGCGAUUGGGUCGGAAGUUGAGUUGCCCAUUGUGACUCGCUCGGCAACGGACGGGCUGGCUGCGGAGUUGAGCAGGAACCGGAGUGAAGAGCGAGUGUCAGAGGCUGUUCCUGCAUAG